Molecule: messenger RNA, 2488 nt
Organism: Chiroxiphia lanceolata (lance-tailed manakin)
Lineage: Eukaryota; Metazoa; Chordata; Aves; Passeriformes; Pipridae
Product: solute carrier organic anion transporter family member 1A2-like
Exons: 15
Coding region: 315-2291 (658 amino acids)
Biological process (GO): bile acid and bile salt transport; sodium-independent organic anion transport; transmembrane transport
Cellular component (GO): membrane
Molecular function (GO): protein binding; bile acid transmembrane transporter activity
Source: RefSeq, a predicted model, not a curated record
AGUGGUGCUCAGAUGGGCAUGUUUUGCUCUCUGUCCUUCCCUACUCUGCUUUCACCCCCACUUUCUCCUCUCUUCUCAUGUUCUUGGCUCCACUCUCCUGCUCCUUUGCUUGUGUGGGUCUGACACCUGUUGAACUGUUCAGUGGGUCAAAUCAGCUCACUACCUGAAAAACAAUCUUUUUACUGCAUUAACUCUCUGCUGCAUUAACUUUUUGCCUGUUUAAUGAGUUAAAGAGGUUUGCAGAUGAGUCUGAAGAGACCAGGAGUGUGAGCAAGACUCAGAAACAGACAUUGGGAAAAAUUAAAAAAGGCAACAUGAAAGAAGCUGAGAAGCCACGUGCAGAGGACAAAUUCUGUUGCAUUUCCAAGCUGAAGGUAUUUCUGCUGGCACUGUCACUUGCAUUUCUUGGUAAAACCAUGUCUGGUGCUUACAUGAACAGCAUGUACACACAGAUAGAGAAACAGUUUAAUAUCCCAGCUUCUUUGGUGGGGAUCAUUAAUGGAAGCUUUGAAAUUGGUAACUUGCUGCUGAUAGCAUUUGUGAGUUACUUUGGAGCAAAGCUUCACAGGCCCAGAAUAAUUGCUUUGGGCUGCACAAUUCUGUCAUUUGGAUGUCUUUUGAUAUCACUUCCUCAUUUCCUGUUUGGAAGGUAUCAUAUUGAAAGCAGCAUUUCACAACGGGAAAACUUUUCAGUGAUGCCCCUAUGCCUUGUUAACCAAAGCUCAUUCUCUUUGCCUACAGAGGAGCCAUCAACAGAAUGUGAAAAAGAGCCUGGGUCCUUGCUGUGGAUAUUUGUGAUGGUUGGAAACAUAGUGAGAGGAAUGGGUGAAACUCCCAUCAUGCCUUUGGGCAUUUCCUAUUUGGAGGAUUUUGCCAAAGCAGAGAAUUCACCUUUCUACCUGGCAUGUCUACACACAGCAACUGUAGUUGGCCCCUUCCUUGGUUUAUUGUUGGCAUCAUUCUGUGCAGAACUGUUUGUUGAUGUUGGAUCAGUAGGUCCAGAUGAGAUAACUAUAACAGCUACUGAUGCCCGCUGGGUUGGAGCGUGGUGGUUGGGCAUUUUGAUUUGUGCAUUGCUGAACCUUCUCGUGGGAAUACCGUUCUGGUUUUUGCCCAAGUCACUUGUGAAGGAAGGUGAAACCAAUGAACCUGAGGAGACAAGUGAAAAAAGUGUAGUACCACUGCAAGACAAUGACAAAAAUGAAGCCAAACAGAACAUGUAUGAAAUUGCUAAAGAUUUCAUCCCCUUCCUCAAGGCUCUGUUUCGCAACCCCGUGUACAUGUUAUUUAUAUGCAUAACUGUGCUACAGUUCAGUGCCUUCGAUGGCAUGGUAUCCUUCAUGCCCAAAUACCUGGAACAGCAGUUUGGAAAAUCUGCAUCAGAUGCCAUCUUUUUAAUUGGUGUUUACAACUUACCAGUUCUAUGCGUGGGGUAUUUUUCUGGAGGCUUAUUCAUGAAGAAAUUCAAGAUAAAUAUCUAUCAGGCUGCGAACAUAGCAUUUUGGGUAUCUUUACUGGAAUAUCUUCUCUACUUUGCUGCCUAUUGGACUGUCUGUGAUACUGCACCAGUUGCUGGUCUUACAGUUUCCUAUGAAGGAAUAGAACAAAUUUCAUAUGUAGAAAAUACUCUACUUGCUGACUGCAACAGGGAUUGUGAUUGUUCACUUAAAAUAUGGGACCCCGUUUGUGGGAACAAUGGAAUCACUUAUGUGUCACCUUGUCUUGCUGGGUGUAAAUCCUCAAGAGGAACUGGAAGAAGUGUGGUAUUUGAAAACUGCACCUGUGUCGCAGCCUCAGGGUUUUCCUCUCAAAAUGUCUCUGCAAUUCUGGGCCAGUGUGAUGAAGAUGAAAACUGUGACAAGAUGCUUCAUUAUUUUUUGAUAUUGUCAUUAGUCUGCAGCUUCAUUUUUUCCUUAGCAGCCAUGCCUGGAUACAUGGUCUUAAUGAGGUCUCUAAAGCCUGAAGAAAAGUCAUUUGGAGUGGGUAUCCAUGGACUGGCUUCAAGAGUAUUUGCUGGAAUUCCAUCUCCCAUUUAUUUUGGAGCUUUGAUAGAUACCACUUGCCUGAAGUGGGGUACUAUGACUUGUGGUGGAGAAGGAGCCUGUAGGAUGUACGAUAUUGUCACGUACAGGUGGCUCUAUCUUGGCCUGCCAGCAGUGUUACGUGGAGUGUCCUAUAUCCCAAGUUCACUAAUUCUCCUUAUUUUAAGGAAGAGACAGAAAUCUGAAAAGCUGGUCUUAUUAAAUGCACCAGUAGAAAUGCAGGACAAAGAAGAAGGAGCAGUGAAAUAGCAUUUCAAAGCAGGACAUGUUGUGAAAAAUAAUCGCAGUGUAAAUAUUGGAUAUAUCCUAGUGAAAAUUUUUUUACUUUAGCUAAUGAACACUUGGACAGAGAUUAAUAGAAUUACACAUAGUUGUAUCUUAAUUAUGUCAUUAAAGUAUCAGUUUGUAAACAGAAGGCGCAGAAAAAUGUGUUUGGUGCAAAAGAA